AUGAUUAGUGAACAAGUUCAAAUAUCUAACACAACUAGACAACGAACUGCUGUUGAACAUACGGCCCAUCAGGAAGAAAAUACUAUUACUUCUGCCGUAAUUUCUGACAAUAUUGAAUUAGAACCACUUAUUGAUGACACCACAGAUGUUCAACAACU
Molecule: messenger RNA, 158 nt
Organism: Racocetra persica
Lineage: Eukaryota; Fungi; Glomeromycota; Glomeromycetes; Diversisporales; Gigasporaceae
Source: the annotation of a GenBank genome assembly